Molecule: messenger RNA, 4875 nt
Organism: Sarcophilus harrisii (Tasmanian devil)
Lineage: Eukaryota; Metazoa; Chordata; Mammalia; Dasyuromorphia; Dasyuridae
Gene: GLCE
Product: glucuronic acid epimerase
Exons: 6
Coding region: 234-2087 (617 amino acids)
Biological process (GO): heparan sulfate proteoglycan biosynthetic process
Cellular component (GO): Golgi apparatus
Molecular function (GO): heparosan-N-sulfate-glucuronate 5-epimerase activity
Source: RefSeq, a predicted model, not a curated record
GAGGCCUGGGCCGCCCCUUCCUCCGCCUCCUCCCCGCCGGAGCUCCUCACUGCUCCCGCUCGCUCUCCGGAGAGGCUCAGGUACUUGGCAAGGGACAGAAGAUUUGAUUCAGAUACAUUUUGAAAGUUUGAAACCAGAGAUGCACUAGAAUUUAGAGUGUUUCAUUUGGUUAAGGAGGAAUAUCCACAGUGCCAUUCUGAGAUUCAAACGUGCCUGAAAGGUAUGGUCUGAAUAUGCGUUGCUUGGCAGCUCGGGUCAACUACAAGACUUUGAUUGUCAUCUGUGCGCUCUUCACAUUGGUCACAGUCCUGCUGUGGAAUAAGUGUUCCAGUGAUAAGGCUAUUCAGUUUCCACGAAACUGGAAUAAAGGUCUGAGAGCAGACGGAUUAGAAAAAAGAGCAGCAGCUUCUGAGAGUGACGAUAGCGUGAACCAUGCAGCCAGGCAGCAGCCGGAGGAAGCAUCCCCGCAGGAGCAGCAGAAAGCUCCCCCUGUAGUCGGAGGCUUCAACAGCCAGGGCAACAGAGUUCUGGGACUCAAGUAUGAAGAGAUUGACUGUCUGAUAAAUGAUGAACACACAAUUAAAGGAAGGCGAGAGGGAAAUGAGAUCUUCCUCCCUUUCUCUUGGGUAGAGAAGUACUUUGAAGUUUAUGGGAAGAUGGUCCAGUACGACGGCUAUGAUCGGUUUGAGUUCUCUCACAGUUAUUCCAAAGUCUACGCACAGAGAGCGCCUUAUCACCCUGAUGGAGUGUUUAUGUCCUUUGAAGGCUACAAUGUGGAAGUCCGAGAUAGAGUCAAGUGCAUAAGUGGUGUGGAAGGUGUACCACUAUCCACUCAAUGGGGACCUCAAGGCUAUUUUUAUCCAAUCCAGAUUGCACAGUAUGGUUUAAGUCAUUACAGCAAGAAUCUAACUGAGAAGCCCCCACACAUUGAAGUUUAUGAAACAGCAGAAGAUAAGGACAAACACAGUCGGUCUAAUGAUUGGACUGUGCCAAAAGGCUGCUUCAUGACUAAUGUGGCUGAUAAGUCUAGAUUCACCAAUGUUAAACAAUUUGUUGCUCCAGAAACCAGUGAGGGCGUCUCUCUACAGCUUGGAAAUACAAAAGACUUCAUUAUUUCCUUUGACCUCAAGUUACUGACAAAUGGGAGCGUGUCUGUGGUUUUGGAGACCACGGAGAAAAACCAGCUCUUCACAGUGCAUUAUGUUUCAAAUACUCAGCUGAUUGCUUUUAAAGAAAGAGACAUUUACUAUGGCAUUGGGCCCAGAACUACUUGGAGCACUGUCACGAGAGACUUGGUCACUGACCUGAGGAAAGGAGUGGGUCUCUCCAACACAAAAGCUGUCAAGCAGACCAAAAUAAUGCCCAAGAAAGUAGUCAGGUUAAUUGCAAAAGGAAAAGGAUUCCUCGACAACAUCACCAUCUCUACCACGGCUCACAUGGCUGCUUUCUUUGCAGCAAGUCACUGGCUGGUCAAAAACCAGGAUGAAAAAGGUGGCUGGCCAAUCAUGGUGACACGAAAGUUAGGCGAAGGGUUCAGGUCUUUAGAGCCCGGCUGGUACUCAGCCAUGGCCCAGGGACAAGCGAUUUCCACCCUAGUGAGGGCCUAUCUCUUAACCAAGGACCACGUAUUCCUCGACUCAGCUUUACGGGCAACGGCCCCUUAUAAGUUCUUGUCAGAGCAACAUGGCGUGAAAGCCAUCUUCAUGAAUAAAUAUGACUGGUAUGAAGAAUAUCCAACCACACCUAGCUCCUUUGUCUUAAAUGGCUUCAUGUACUCUCUAAUUGGACUCUAUGACUUAAAAGAAACUGCCGGGGAAAAGCUAGGGAAAGAAGCCAGGCUGCUGUACGAGCGUGGCAUGGAGUCCCUGAAGGCCAUGCUCCCCUUGUACGACACCGGCUCGGGCACAAUCUACGACCUGCGGCACUUCAUGCUGGGCAGCGCGCCCAACCUGGCCCGCUGGGACUACCACACCACCCACAUCAACCAGCUGCAGCUGCUGAGUACCAUCGACGAGGCCCCGGUCUUCAGAGACUUCGUCAAGCGGUGGAAGAGUUACCUCAAAGGCAACAGGGCAAAGCACAACUAAAGCUCACGACCAAAAUCGGAACCACCAGUCAGGCUUUCAUAGCAAAAACCAAGGCACAUUUUAAAAGGUCACAUAAUGAGUUUUAUGGAUCACUUUAAAAUAGUGAUCCUUAAAGCUAAUUCAAAAUCAUUGCAUUCCAUGAUGUGGAUGUUAACAAGUGUGAGUGACAUUUCUAGCAUGAGGGCUCAAUAAAGGCUACUCCCUUUACUUUGCUUACCUAUAGUCCAAUUUGAUUAGACAUGCCUUAAAGAAAUUCACACUCAGUUUGGGGAAACAUCAUUUUCUUCUUAUAUGAAAAUGAUUAAAUAGCCAUACAGUCCCUCUGUCUAGCCCUUGCCUGAAAAUUUAGUAUGUGGCCUCUUUUAAAAUGAAAUUAUUUAUGUGUGUGUUGGAAGCAGAGUAAAGAAAAAUCAUGUGCUGUAAUGAGGUAAAUGUCUACUUACUUGUAAACUGAAUAGUGGACUGUGUACAUCUUUUUAAAAGAUGUUUCUUUUCUACAGAAUAAUUUGGGGGGAGCAUUUGUUAAAUUUGGUAUAUAUGGAGAAAUAUUUUGAGCUUAUGGUUUUCUUGAAAUGUAUAAAUUAAAAACAUAAAGCCAGUUUUCUGGCUUCUAAGUUACAUUCUGUAAGCACAAAUAAGAGUGAAAAUAGUUGACUGCACAAUUGCAAAACUACCAUUCAUUUUGAUGAAACUUGAUCUCCAAUCAGAUGAAAGUUUAAUCAUCAAUCACUCCCCUCUGCCAUGGCAUUGGGUUCUUUUUGUCACUGUCUGGAAUUUUGUAUUGUUAUUUUGAAUCAUACUUAAGAAUUGUUCGUUUUGAUACCAUAUUUUUUGAGAAACUUUAUGGUCAGCCUAGAUUUAUAAAGGAUCUAAUUUUCAUAGCCUGCAGAAAAACUUGAAUUAAAACUUAUAAUACACCUGAGUAGUUUCUUUUCCCCAGAGUAAUUCACUUGAAGGGCUUUCUGAAUUAGCGUCCAUUGUUAUAAUCAUUCCCCACCCCCAUCUCCAUACAUGCUCUUAAGGGGGAACAAUGUAGUAUAAACAUAAAUUCGAGACACAUGCUUCUUUCAAACUGAAAGUCAUUGCUGUAAUGUGCAUUAAAUAUUUUUUCCGUGUUAGAGAAAGUUAUUUCAGCCAUUGGACAAAAAAAAAAAAAAAAAAAAAAAAAAAAGAAGCUGCUUCUACACUUGAGCAGAUUCCACAUCCCCUCACAUCCACAAGAAUGUUAUCUGGAUAGAUGAAGGCCUUCAGAGUCAUUGAUCAGAUCAUUGAGCUAGUGGGGGUGGGGUGAAGUCAAUUUUCCACUGGCCUUUGUCUUAAUCCUAUUAGUAACUGGUUGGUUGCAGGCCAUUAUAUUAAUGCCUUACAACAAUACUGUGACUUCUAUAAAUUAUAACCAUAAGGUCCCCCGCUUUCCAAGUAAAAAGCCUGUCAAAUACAGUAUGGCUUGGCUAUUUGUACCAAAUGAUCACCAGAAACCAAAUAUGUGUCCCGUCAAUCUGCAAUCUCUUUUACUUUUGGAUUAAGAAAGAGAAAUGAAAUUUUGAAGAGACGGUUUAUGAGCUGAGGAAAAGAUGCCUGUCAGCACUGUGAUAAAAUAAAUCUGGUCAUAGAAGAAGCGGGCUUGAAGUAACCAAUAUGUUUAACUACUUAACUUUUAAUUUUGCAGUCUGAAAAUUUUGAACUUAGAGCUUUUGUUUAUUCUUUCUCAGUGCCAGAAUCCAGAAAGUCUGUGUAAUCAUCCCAUUUGAUUCCUUUUGAUAGUGAGGCUAUUCUAGAAAGAUGAGUGGUCUGGGCUUCUCCCGGAUGUGUUUGCACACCUUAAAGAAUCUCAAAUUAGGAGGAUUCAUGAGAGUGUAUGGUACUGCCUUAACCAUUUGGCUGGCUUCUGCACAGGAAAGAAAUGCAGUGACUUCAUCCAGAAAUGUCAGAAAUGAAUGGCAUUGGGGUUUCCGUGAUGUUGGUCUGACCUUGCAUUCUCUACUGCAGCAGCAGCAGCUGUGUGAUUUCUUUGGUCCUAAGAGAGUUCCUCGAACCCGUGACACCAUGGUUGGGGGAAAAGCGCAUGGAGACUACAUUAGUACGUUCCUCCUAAACCAUUCUUUGUGUUUGUAAUUGCCUCCAUAGACAUCCUCGGGGAGAGCUGCGCACUGUUCCAAGCUUUGCCAGGGGCGAGGUUGGGUACUGGGGAUGGCAUGGGGCUGGUAUGGAACAUGUAUUGGUCUGGUCUGUAGCUGACUUUGAUUUGAACCCAAACCUCUCUAGGCAUUUCACAUGUAAAAUCAAAUCAUCCAAGAGUGGAGAGAUGCGAGUUCCUUUUGACCUUUAUAUCAGGAGAAUUGUACAUAGGUUUCAUCUAAGAAACGCGAUGCAUGUGAGUAUAUGCAACAGUGACACACAAGCACAACUCUAUAAAUGUGGCAGUCUUCUUUUCUCGACCAGUGUCUGAAAGCUGUGCACUGGAAGCUGCUAUUUUCAUCCACCUUCUACUCUUUUCUUUCUACUACUUUUCUCUUGUUUUUUCUUUGUUGUACAUGUGGGUUAUAUACCAUGUGUUAAAUAUGCAAUAAAGUGUUUACUGGAUGCCCUUCUGAAGGGUAGUCCUUUGUAAAGCUGUACAGACUUUGCAAUUCAAGCACAAUGUGCACAUGUUAGUUUUAUAUACAGCAAAACUUGAUUUUUUGCAGAUGGAAAGGUAUUAUGUUUCUAUACAAAGUAAAUGGAUCGUUUGUGCUUAAUGUAAAGCUGCUUUAUAAAAUUGUAAAAUAAAGUUUUUAUCUUGAGAGCA